AUGAUUUCGGACUACUCCAAGAAGAAGAAGAUAUGGGUAUGGGUUUUUGUAUUCACACUUUCAAUAGUAUACUUCGUGCGACAACAAAGAGAUGGUGGUUUGGUGAAAAAAUAUUCAUAUCCAAAAACUUCAAGCGACAAUGACUUCCAUAAUGAGCUGCAAAAAUUGUCAUCAGAGCCAAUCAAGAACAAUACAACAUUGAGAGAAAACGUCUUGCCGCCAAUAUCAUCACCGUUACCGGCACCAGUCGGUAAUGAUACAUUGAAAGACAAUAUCUUCCCGCCAGCAUCAUUGUCGCCACAACCAAUCAGUAAUACUACUACAUUGAAAGAAGAGAGCACCUUGCCGCCAGCAUCAUCACCAGAUCCAAUCAGCAAUAAUACUACUACAUUGAAAGAAGAGAUCACCUUGCCGCCAGCAUCAUCACCGGAUCCAAUCAGCAAUAAUACUACUACAUUGAAAGAAGAGAGCACCUUGCCGCCAGCAUCACCACCGGAUCCAAUCAGCAAUAAUACUACUACAUUGAAAGAAGAGAGCACCUUGCCGCCAGCAUCAUCACCGGAUCCAAUCAGCAAUAAUAAUACUACAUUCAAGGAAGAAAAUGCCUUGCCCGGCGACAUUCCAAGAAAUGAAAAAUCAACCAUCGCCACGGAUAUUACUCGAAUAUGGCACAACUCCCAAAGUGGGUCCGUUUGCGUUCAUUUGAAAGAAGAUGCGAGAUGUCCACAUCCUGCCUUGGUUGGCAGACUAUCAGGACCAGCGCUUGCCAUCUUGGAUUGGAAAGAAAUGCAAACAACAACAGACACACCACCAGGGACUGUUUUAUGUGGCGACUACAGCAACAAAUGGCUCGAUGCCGGAGAAUAUUUUCUGGAGAUUAUCGUUUUGUUGUGUGAAGACUAUGGAGUAGGAGCUUUUGGAAGAAUCAGUGACGCGGCCUGGUUCAACACGACCGUUUCCUGUGUGGAAGAUGCCAUGCACAAUCGAAUCACUUCCGACACGGGCAGCACUAUCACGAUAUCCUCCCCCACGACGCCCAGUGGAAAUUAUCGUCUUGGACGUUGGAUCCGGAAAGAAGGUAUACCACUCCGGCCGUUGUUCACGCGAUCUCAACCAAGAGUUUGUUUCGGACCCGACAAGGUACCGGAAUAUAAACAACUGUGCAACUCCUUUGCAAAUCGAGAUGUUUAUGUAGCUUCGAAAGGCAGGGAGAUUCGUGGCUUGCCCGAGUACGAGUUUCAAUGGGGAAUGAACAUUUCGGAAUCCGGAUUGAUCGAGCGCUUCCGCGAACGACUGAAUGACAAUUCGACCCAUUUUCCAAAGAUAUGUGGCAUUGGAGACUCGCACAGUCGUUACAUGACUGGAAGAUCGCUCCGUGCGCUCAACCUCGAAGGGAUGAUGCUGUAUGUUGGGACUACAUGGCCGGACCCAGAUAAGAUUCAAAAGAGGCUCAAGGGCAAGAAGUGCGAGAAAUUGUUCGUCCAGGUAGGACAAUGGCCUGCCAGUCAUUACAGCCCUGGCGGCCCGUUCUCCUUUGGUAAAUAUCACGAGAAGUUGAAGCUGCAUGUACAAAACGUUUUGAAAACGAUUGAAAAUAAUCCCAUUGGGACGGUGUAUCUGCCAACCCUUGAUCAGUGUCCUCUGAUGGGAAGAAUCACCGCUUGCACGGAUUGGAGAAGUCCGGCCACGAUGGAUGGAUACUCUUUGUGCAAUCAGAUGAUCGAGCAGGAGCUCAAUACUAGCAGGGUGAAAUAUGUCGAUACCAAUUUCAUUAUUUAUACUCAUUGGGAUGGCCAUGGGGAUUGGCAGCAUCUGCAGGAGACUGUAAGAUCCCGAAAGACAAUCUUCAUGGCAGCUAUAAUGUUGGGGGAAUUGGAUGGACUGGAUCUUGACUAA
Cylindrotheca closterium is the source of this 1896-nucleotide messenger RNA. The record is from the annotation of a GenBank genome assembly. NCBI's taxonomy places the organism in Eukaryota, Bacillariophyta, Bacillariophyceae, Bacillariales, Bacillariaceae.